Anopheles nili is the source of this 876-nucleotide messenger RNA. RefSeq names its product radial spoke head 1 homolog (gene Rsph1). The transcript is spliced from 2 exons. The coding region runs from base 1 to 876 and encodes 291 amino acids. Lineage: Eukaryota; Metazoa; Arthropoda; Insecta; Diptera; Culicidae. The record is from RefSeq and is a predicted model, not a curated record.
AUGUUCAUUCUGAAGCCUGAUUUUAUGAUGGAUAGUGUGUUCCAGUCGGAUUGUGGGUUCUUUGAAUCACCCAAUGUAUCUGUAGCAAAUGAGUCCGCGUUGCAGCCACCUUCGGGUGUCGAAGAAACUGAAGAAGAAGAAGGCAUUUUGAGUACGGAAAAAUCACAGUCGAUCCCAUUAAAAAUUAAGCGCUAUGAAGGACCAAGAAAUAGAAAAAAUCAGCCCAGUGGGGAUGGGAUUGCAAAAUUUACCAACGGUGACUUUUACGAAGGAUCUUUUCGGAAAGGCAUUUUUCACGGGCACGGCGUGCUGCGGAAGCGUAACGGCUAUCGGUACGUGGGCGCAUUUCGAAAAGGCCUUCGCCAUGGCCAUGGAACGCAAACGUAUCCCGAUUGUUCCUCGUAUGCUGGUGAUUGGUUGAAAGACAGUCGCCAUGGUUAUGGAACGUACAAGUUCGCAAAUAAGGACCUCUACGAGGGUAAUUGGUGUUUGAACAAGAAGCAUGGCAUCGGAGCGUAUUUAAUCGCUGAAAAUGGCCUUCGUCUACGUGGGUCUUGGCGUGAAGGGCGUUUAGCUGGGCCGAUAGAAUUUGUGUUUGGAAGCGUUCGGUAUCAUGGCAUGUGGGACGAAACGGGUUUAUCGGCGGAGCACGAUGGCGUCUUUAAUUUUGCCUCGAAAUAUUUGCUGCGAGGUAGAAUGACCAAAGGACCAUUCGAUGAGUUCUUCUGGACACCGAGUGGUGUAGAACGUUAUUCUUUUGCUUCGCUACCCUUGGAACCACUUCCUGUUCCCAUUCCCUUGAUGGACCGCCAAGAUUCAAGCAGUUCUGACGAAGAAAGUGAACCGGAGCUGCAAUCUGAAAUGGAAAAUAUCUAA